Acyrthosiphon pisum (pea aphid) is the source of this 2216-nucleotide messenger RNA. RefSeq names its product Cathepsin B (gene CtsB). Lineage: Eukaryota; Metazoa; Arthropoda; Insecta; Hemiptera; Aphididae. Gene Ontology annotation, molecular function: cysteine-type endopeptidase activity. The record is from RefSeq and is marked validated. Gene Ontology annotation, biological process: proteolysis; regulation of catalytic activity.
AUAAUCUUAUUGUGUAUAUAACACUGAAAACACGGCUUCCCUCUUUAGUCUCUCGUUGGACGGAAUGCGCACGUACGACUACGUUUAUCGUCAAUCAAAGUCCUCUAAAACAUAUACGUUAUUUUAACGUUUAUAUUAAAUGUAUAGAACAUUUACCCAUUUAGUAUUUUAGUCCUCACUCGUAAGUCGUCGGCAUAGGUCGCGCCGCACACCGUAUUACCUAUAGCUGCUGCAGUACAGUAACAGUCACAGGACAGUUAUAAGACUAAACUUACAAAAUGUUCAAAUCAAUAAUUUUCGCCCUUGUGGGCUUAUUAAUCUUCAGUUUUGGACGCGUCGAUGGUGCAACGGUCCGCGUCGACCUGAAUCCGUUGUCGGACGAGUUCAUCGACCACAUAAAUUCAAUACAAUAUUAUUGGAGCGCCGGCCGCAAUUUUCACAAGGACACGCCGAUUUCUUAUAUCAAAGGAUUGAUGGGUGUACACGAGAAGAACGCAGAAUACCCGAAAUUAGAACAACUGUUGACUUACAAUGACGCAUCGACAGAUCUGCCGGAAACUUUCGACGCUAGGGAACGUUGGCCGAAUUGUCCAACUAUUAGAGAAGUCAGGGAUCAAGGAUCAUGCGGGUCUUGUUGGGCUUUUGGAGCUGUAGAAGCUAUGUCAGACCGUGUCUGCAUUCACUCUAACGGCACUAAAAAUUUCCAUUUUUCGGCUGAGAAUUUAGUUUCCUGUUGCUGGACAUGCGGUUUCGGAUGCAAUGGAGGCUUCCCAGGAGCAGCAUGGAACUAUUGGAAAACUAAAGGCAUUGUUAGCGGUGGUCCAUAUGGAUCCAAUAUGGGAUGUAUUCCAUAUGAAAUUGCUCCGUGUGAACAUCAUGUGAAUGGUACUCGAGGACCAUGUAAAGAAGGAGGUAAAACUCCUACUUGUGUUAAAAAAUGUGAAGAAGGAUAUAAAGUGCCAUAUGCACAAGAUUUGCACCACGGUAAAUCUGCAUACUCCAUUAGAAAUGAUGUCGAUCAAAUACGACAAGAAAUUUAUACCAAUGGUCCAGUCGAAGGGGCAUUUACUGUAUAUGAAGAUUUUAUAGCUUAUAGAGCUGGAGUAUAUAAACAUGUUGCUGGUAAGGCUCUUGGAGGUCAUGCAAUUAGGAUCCUUGGAUGGGGUGUUCAGAAUGGUGAAAUACCAUACUGGUUGGUAGCUAAUUCUUGGAACACUGAUUGGGGUAGCGAUGGCUUUUUUAAAAUUUUGAGAGGAAGUGACGAGUGUGGUAUUGAAGGACAAAUAAAUGCUGGUUUACCAGCUUAAUUUACAAUUGUUUCAGAUAAAACAUUUAUAUACCUACCCCAACUUUUAUAUUUAAUUUAAUUUAUUACAAGUAAAAACAAAUUAUUAUUAUUAUAUAUUUUUUUUAAUGCUUAGAGCUUAUUAACUAUUAUUAACUAAUCUGAUUUUGAAUAGAUACAAUAAAUAAUAUAAUAAAAUAAAUACGAUUAUAUUAUAAUUUAUGUUUGUAUACCUAAUUGAUUUUUAUUUUGUAUGUAUUAAUGAAAGUUGAAAUUAUUUGAACUUAAUAAUUGUUUUACUAUUAUUAAUAUUUAAUAACAAUAACUUAAAUUAUUUUGUUGCUUAUUUUAUGUGAAUAAAUAAGUGAGAACAAGCCUACUCUCGAAACAUGCCAAUUUUAUGGAUUUCCGUGCACUUUAUUACCACUGUAGGUUUAACUUUUAUUAAUAUUAAGUUAUAAUUUUUGAAAUAUCUCAUUAUAACUUUUAAUAUCAAUAAAUCAACAACUUGGCAACAAAAUAAUUAAAUAACUAGAUAAUCACAUUAAAUUACAUAGUUAAUAAGUUGCUAUGAACUAACUAUCAGGUAUUAGGACAAGUGGACAAAACUAUCAUAUUAAAAAGGCUGGUUCAAUGAAUAUAAUAAAUACAUUUUUUUUAAUUAGUAUAUUAGGUAGUUGAAUUAAAUUAGAAUUUACUUCCUGUGAGAAAGUCAUAAUAAAUAUUUAAUAUUAUACAAAUAAAACAAUAAGACUAUUAAAUACUACCUAUCAUGAGUUAUCUACAUAAAUUAAAAUGUUCAUUCUUAAAUAUCAUGUUUUUGUUACACAAGUAAUAAUUUAACAAUACAUUUGUUUUAUUUUUGUAAGUUCAUUGAAAAGUAAAAUUGAUUUAUAAUAUUUAACUAAAUAAAAAUCUGAUUAUAUAGGAA